UUUGACAGGCAGGCACUUCAGCUGGAAUUUCUCGCCGAGGCCGCUUUUGCUUUUGGGUUUUUUCCAUUCUUGAUUUUCCCAUUUAUGGUGAUUAUAUCUAAAACGUCUUUUUCUAAAUAAACGCCUCGAGGCAGUGAGGAAGGAGGAAGGGGAAAAGGGAGGCGAUUAAAUUUUUUCAAAGAAGAAUCCACCCGCGGCGGCUGUUACCAGGAUGGAUGUGGGAGACGCUUUGCUUUCUUCGCAGGAGCAGGGAGAGGGUGGAGGUUUGCCCGGAGGCACACGGUGGGGCGCGGCGGAGCCAAGAGGGUCCUCACCCGCACUCCACAUUCGGGGGCCCUGGGAUGGGGCGGGGGGCUGCUGGGGCUUCUCAGAUGCUGCUGCCGGAGGGGAAGCCGCAGACCUCUCUUGCAGUUUUCUGGGGACAGCUGUCACCGUGUUCUGUGCCCUCCCCUACGGUGGGCAAGCUCUGCCCCCGAUCUCACAGGGCUCCCCACUGCCUCCGACCCCAGCCUGGCCUCUGAGGCUUCGGCCUGCCUUCCACCUGCGCCCACCCGGCUGUCAGCCCUGGCGCUACUGACUUUCAGAUGCCACCUCCUGGUCUUCAUCCACCCGCGAUGCUGUUCCUCUGCGGGCGGGCAGGGGAGGGGCGGCCCCAGCGGGUGGGGAAGUGUUGCCCAAAGGCCCCCCACCCCUCCCCGGGCUGCGGUCUGACAGUUGGCCGGACCUUUUCCUGUCGGCUGCUGGUGCUAGGUCAGACCCCUCCUGCGAGGCGGGGGGCUGUGGCCAUUGGCAGUUUGUCCCUGAGGACCCCUCCUCCCUGGAGGUCACACCAGUCUUGAAGCAAUAUGAGCAGCCCGGAGCCACCCACAGAGCCCCCCGAGCCUGACGACCCCAGCGGGUCAACGCAGCCCACGUACAGCAACCUCGGUGAGGUCCGUGCCCACCUGCUGCCCUCCAAGGCCUGCCGCCCCCGGACCCCUGGGUCCCUCUCCACCGACCCACAGCCCCUGCCCCCACCCCUGCCCCAGAAGAUCCUAACCCGGACGCAGUCACUGCCCACGCGCAGGGGCCUCCACCCCAGCUCCACCCAAGUAAAGCCGCCCCGGAGGCCCCUUCUGGGGUCCCACAGUGUGGAUGAGAGCCAGGCCGAGGCGGGACCAGCAGGUCUCCCUGCAGAGCUGACCUUCGGUCUAGUGGACGCCCCUCUGCACCUCUCCCUCCGUGAUCUGCACAGCCCCGAGGCCGUGCUGGCUGCACUGGCUGCCCAGCAGCUGGAGGGCCUCCGUGCCAUCUACGCCCGGCUCCGUGCCCGGCUCAUGGGAGGCCACCCUGGGCCCUGCCGCCCCGGCCACAGCUUCCGCCUCCUGGACAGCUCGCCCUGCGCGGAGAGCGGGGACGCCCUGUACUACCGCGUGGUGCGCGUGCACGAAGAGGCCUGGCACAUCCUGGUGGCCAAGGUGCCCAAGCCCGAGGCGGACGUGCCCCACCCGUGGGGCCUGAAGCUGCAGGCCUCCCUGUCCCCGCACUUCAAUCUGCAGGGGCUGUGUGGCCUGGUGCCAGAAGGCACGCUGCCCGGGGCGCCCUGGAGGGGCGCGGUGGCGCUGGCAGCGGAGGUGCCGGAGCGCACGGUGGCGCAGUGGCUGGCGGAGGCCUGCGCGCAGCCGCCGGAGGAGUUCGCGUGGGCCGUGGCCCUGCAGCUCCUGCAGCUGAGCGCCGCCCUGGAGUUCCUGGAGGCCCGGGGCGCCGCCCUGGUCGAGCUGCGGCCGGAGAACUUGCUGCUGGCGGCCCCGCGGGGCUGUGCCGCGACGGGGCCCCCGCGCCUGCUCCUCGCGGACUUUGGCCGCGUCUGCCGGCAGCCCCCCGGCCCCCCCGGCCCCCACGCGCCGCAGCUGGGCCGCCUCCUCCGCACGCUGCUCGGCCUCGCUGCGCCCUCGACCUUGGCCGCGGGCCUGGAGCGCCUGGCAGCGCAGUUGACCCGCUGGCGGCCCUCGGCGUCCCGCACGCGGGGCGCGCUGCAGGCGCUGCUCUGGGGGCCCGGGCCUGAGCUGCGCGGCCGGGGAGCACCGCUGGGGCCCUGGCUCCGGGCGCUCGGGCCGUGGCUGCGGGUGCGCCGCGCGCUACUGCUCCUGCGCCUGGCAGAGCGCGCGGCAGGCGGGGAGGCGCCGGGUCUCGAGGACUGGCUGUGCUGCGAGUACCUGGCCGAGGCCACCGAGUCCUCGAUGGGCCAGGCCCUGGCGCUGCUGUGGGACUGACCCCAACCCUCGGCGAACACACCUGGCCCAGGCCUGCCCAGGAGGCAGGGCUGGGGCUGAGGUCGGCGUCUCCGUGAUAGCCGGGACAACCCCUUCUUCCUGCGCGGCCCAGGUCGAAGCAGAGGGAGCAGUGCCUGCGCUCCACAGCCUCCCGCCUGCGCUGGGGAUGGGGGUCCAGGGCUGGGGGCCGAUGGCCGAUGGCCAACGCCUCCUGUGUGGGCAGCACCUCCCUGAAGCCAGGCCCCCACACCUCUUCCAGGAGCGAACACCCCGCUGAUCACUGUGGUUCUGAAUGUGUUCUGCCUUCCCCAGCGGCCAGGGCGCUCUUCCGGCCGCAGGGUCUGUCACUGUCUCCAUGAGAGGCCAAGACCAGGACCAGAGGCAUCCCUGGACCCGGGGCACCCCCUGUGCUGAGACGACCAGUGAUUCUGGGUGUGUGGUGGGGAAUUGCUGGAUGCUGUCAGGGGAAGGGAAGGCUCCCUGGGGGACCUUAGACACCCAGCCCAGAGGGGUCUGGACUCACCGUCCCUGAAAGUCCCCGUGGUUCUGUGCCACCUCCCCCAGUCCCUCUGCGUCCACCCUGCCUCCCUUCCUCCCUGUUCCUCCGUGACCACUAACUUCUUUCCCGCCCCCAAGCAUUUGUAGAAGCUGUUUCCUCUGCCACACCGUUCCAGUUCCACUUCCUCUAAACAAAUAAAGGUUGCCCCCCCCCCGGGCGCCCUGCUAGCUCCUUACCCUGCGCUCUCUGCCCAGUCCCAGCAAGCAGCACCACCAAGGGGCAUUGAUUCCUCUCUCUCCUUAUGUUACUGUCCCCAAGGCGGUGAGUUCCCUGGAGGCAAAGGCCAGGCCUGGCACACAGUAGGUGCUCACUUAAUACCGCUGGAUGAUGGAAUAAACAGGCACAGAGGAGACUCACUCAUGGGGAAUAGGAGUCUUCCUUUAGGCCUCUGCCACUUUGCACUGCCUUGCCUGUGGCCUCCCUGGAGCCCCAGGGUUGCCCCUCCAUUCCAUUUCCCAUGGCAUUCCUAUGAGGUCCCUCUCCAGCUCAAACACUUCCCAUGGCUCCCCAGUGCCCUGGAAUACACACAGGGCUCUUCCCUUUUGAAGUCUCCAACCCCAUGUUGUUCAUCCUUGGAGGUACUUUCUGGUACCCGCCCCCACUUCGCCCAAUUUUUUUUUUUUUUUUAAAGAUCCGCCAACCUCAGCCUCGCAGAGUGUUGGGAUUACACGCGUGAGCCACCGCGCCCGGCGCCCAAGUUGUUUUUUUACGCUGAAAACAGCCCCCCCUCGACUAUGCUUGACUCGUAUUCAGCCUGCAAGGCCUCAGCUCCAAAGCCCCCCUUUCCUGCAUUUGCGCCGCCCUAACGAGCUGGGAGUGUCUGUGUCCAGGUCUGUCCCCCCAGCCAACCCCACCAUCGCUCAGACAGCUGAAUAUGCCCCCG
This is a messenger RNA of Sapajus apella (tufted capuchin), 3694 nucleotides long. It is a transcript of the gene PEAK3, whose product is annotated as PEAK family member 3. NCBI's taxonomy places the organism in Eukaryota, Metazoa, Chordata, Mammalia, Primates, Cebidae. Gene Ontology annotation, molecular function: protein kinase activity. Gene Ontology annotation, cellular component: actin cytoskeleton; focal adhesion. Gene Ontology annotation, biological process: protein phosphorylation. The transcript has 4 exons. Bases 846 to 2252 code for a protein of 468 amino acids. The record is from RefSeq and is a predicted model, not a curated record.